CGUUACGUACGGACGUCGCCGCGCGUCGCGUAGAUAUAUUAAAUUAUUUUCUCAGCUUCUGAUAGGUGGUGCGCGCAGCAAGUAAGAAAGAAAUUUGUGUAUUGCAGCAGAAGUUUUUCAGUGCGCACAGGCUGUGCCGCGCUGCUGCGAGACUCGACAGAGUUAAGGUUCAAAACUAAUGUGUAACAAAGAAAAGUGCUAAGAAAUUCAAAUACUAGUGAACAACGUAAAAUACAUUUAAGUUCAAGGUUUACCGUUUCUCCAUACAAUGCCAGAACCGAAGUUCAAACGCAACUAAAUUUAAAACGCUGUGCAGAUUUUUGUAUACACGGUCGCGUGAGUGUGUGCGUGUAUAUAUAUAUGUGUGUGCGUGUGUGUGAGCGAGUGUUGUAACUGCUGCAUUUUGCUUUAUCAAAGAGCCAGUGCUAUUAUUGAAUUAAUAAAUGUACACACAAUAAGAAAAUAUAUAACAUUGUCUCAAUCUAUCUGUGGAAAAAUAUCUAAACCCAAUUACUCAGUUUGCUCUCAGUUUAAUUCGAUUGACACAGAGGCAGGCGGCAGAGCGCGAGCGCAAGCAGCAGCAGCAGUAGCAACAGCAGCAGCAGCGACAGCAGCAGCCCCAACAGAAUAUAAGGCGACAGACUUAACUUGCCCACUCUUCGCCUGUUGGUGGUGGGAGACACGCACACACAACAGCAACAGAAACGGCAAUAGCAACAACAAGGAGAGCCAAACCUACUCUCAGCUCUGCUUUUGCGCAGACAACCUCUGCGAAUUCGCCGUGUCUCUGAGCGCUGCUCAGUUGCAGCUCGGUCGACGCUAUUUGGAAACACCUUGCUCCAAUAUUUUUGCCUGGCUUGUGCUCUGCUCUGCUCUGCGCUGCUCUGUAGCUGGCGUUAGUUCGCACGACUCAAUCGCCGUUGUCGUUGCCGUCGCAGUCGCAGUUGCCGUCUCAGUAUCGUUUCGUGCGAUUCUUUGCACUGCAGCAGAAUAAAAUUCGUCGGGAAAACUCGCUGCCACAAAGAAAAAGGCAACAUUUUUUGUUGUUGUAAUUUUCCAAUGCUGCUUGGCUGUGCUUUGCACGCGAUUCCCUACAAUUUGGUUGCGGCCAGUGCUGCAGCUGCUGCAGCAACAACAAUAACAACUCAAAGCAGAACGGCAGCAGCUUCAACAUUGUCGCCGUGUCGCCAGCAGCGCCGCAGCAUCGCCAGCCCCUCGGACUCGCUAUGUACGACAAAAACAAGAACAACAACAGGAACAUCGACGGGAGGCGCAGCAGCGACGACGCCAGCAUAGAACAGAAUACGCAGCAGCAGCCGCAGCAAGAGGAGGAGCAGCGGCAGCAGCAAAUGCAGCUGGCAGUAACCGCAGUCAGGACGAGGGCGAACACGAACAGGAGCAGGACCUUAGCCACGUCCAAGGCGAGAGCUAGAGCCACGUCGUUAAUCUAUUUACCGCCUUUCUGUCAGCCAUGUGGACACGUGCCUGCGGCAGCAGCAGCGGCGGUAGCAGCAUCGGCAUCGUCCAGCAGCUGUUCCUUGGAAACGACUUCUUGUUGCUGUUGUUUUUGUUGUAGUAGCAGUAGGGAACAUAAAAAUGAUGAUAAACAUGCCACAGCGCCGACGGUGACAACCGCAGGAGCAGGAGCAGCAGCAGCAGCAGGAGUAGCGGCAACAACAACAGCAAUAAUGUGCCCCGUCUCAGUCGCAGUUUCAGCCUCAGUCUCAGCCUCAUCCUCGCCAGCAACUGCUUUGAAGCUGGCAAACAAAUUCCUGCAGCGUGAUAUUCUGUUUGGCGUGGCGCCUAGUUGCAACGAUCUCAGACGUUCAACGCAAUUAGUUAUGCCAAUUGUUGUAGGUGGCAGCAACAGCAGCAGCAUCCGUGGCAGCGUCUCGGAAUGUUUGCGACGCCAGCGACGUGAGCGUAUGCGAUUCGAGCGACAAAGUCAAGAGGCAACGCAGCUGGACACAAUAAAACCAAUCAGCGACGCAACAGCAACUAGAACUACAACAGCAACAGCAGCAGCAGCAGAUGCAGCACUUGCAACAACAAAUAGUUCGCAAACAACGACAACGAUUGAGGAGAAGAAGUUGAAUGAGCAGCUUGUUCAAGAUGAAGAUGAAGAUGAUGAUGAUGAAUGUAGGUGCUAUAACUAUAACGGUGAUAUUAGUGUGCUGGAACGUCUAGAGCAACAGAAGGAGCAGGAAGCGCUAAAGAAAAAGCAGCGACAGCAGCAGCAAGAGAAGGAGCGACAGCAACAGCAGCAGACGCUGCCUGAGUGGUAUCAACUUCCUAGCAUUACGUGGCUAAAAUUCUGGCAGCAGCAACUGUGCAACAGCAGCAGCAGCAGUGACGCCAGCAACUUCGCCAAUGCGACAACGCUAACAACGAAUAUAACGACAACAACAACAACAGCAACAACAUCAGCGACAACAACAACAAUUGACAGGAGUUGGGGCAGAAGCUGCGGCAGCAACAGCAUGACGUCGACAAAAAGUUGGCUGAGAGCACUGUGGCUGACGUUGCUGCUGGCCACGUCCGUUAGUGGCUGGGGAGGACGUCAAGACGCGCCUACAAAUUGCACAUUUCCUGCUCGAUGGGAGGGCUCCUGGUUUUUAUCUGGCUACCAGCAAUCCAUACACAUCAAGGGCUCGCAAUUCAGUUAUCGGGGCAGGUGCGCCGCCUCGGAUGGUAACAAAUAUCUGAUUGUGGAUGAGAAAGGAUGUCAUCGUUGCCUGGUUAUCUAUGAGAAGCAUAAGAAUGUGCUGCAGUAUAAAGAAAGUGAGUGCGAAGGUGAUAGUAUGUAUAUGCAUCAGUCGAACAAUCCAUCUGCACUGGCGAUGCGUAGCUCUAUUAAACAAAGUGAUCAUAGGGGGGGAGCUCAUCCCAAUACGAACGGGCAUUCAAGACUAUCAUCAUCGGAUCAGUACAUAAUGAGAUCCAAUGACGAUAUGAAUGAUUACCAUUGCAAGGGCCGUGAGACUUUACAGAAUCUCUGCGAUCAAAUACCGGGCGAUGCUCUGCUUUAUUCGCUGUUCCGUGAGAGCGCUGAACCGGUCAAGUGCCCACUAAAGGGUCCCUUUAUAUUCACUUACAAUCGCGGCCAUGGGGAAUGCAAGUCCCCCGUCUCGAACAUUGAGAGCUGCACCGAGGAGAGUCGCCUGCUAUUAAGUUUUCAGGCCUGUCCCGAUGUCCAGGGCACAGAGAGUACGGUUGAGGAGCUUACCUGUCUGGCCACAUGGAAGGACGGGAACUCACGGUAUUUGGUGGGUCUUGUCUCGCAUCACCAUGCCAUUUCGAAUGAGGAGCGUUAUCGUUGCUUUGUUUACGAGAAAAUCUCCUCGCUGAUGGGUGGCCCAAGCAUGCUCAGCUCGAAGGAUGCCGAGUAUAAGCUGGCACAAUCCGGCGACGCCACUUGCAAUGGCUUAGACAGCGCCGAGGUUGGCUCGCGAAUAAUGUCGCUGCGCAAACCGCCGGCGGCGGAGCGCUGCGAUUUUCCUGCCUGGUUCAAGGGUCCACGACACUGGCAUGCACUUAUGGGGAAUGCUGUCUACAAUUAUCAUUCCAACGAUGGCUCCGUGCACAUUAUUAAGCCCAACGGCUACAUGGAGACACGUGCCCUCUGUGAGCAGAUAAACAAACAGACCUCAACCGAAAUGAUGGCUGUGGUGCACUACACCACCGGCUGCCAAUCAGGCUUUAUGUGCAUGAUGUUCUACCGCCGGGACACGCACGUCAUUGAGAUACAAACGGGCAAGCCGGCCAUUCGUCUGGAGGAUGCCUGUGCUCCGGAUCACUUUGACUUCAAUAAGAUGGCCUACAUAACGCUGCUGGCUAGCAAUCCGGAACCGCAUAUUUGCCCUAUGGAGGGCCUGUACAAUCUGCGCGGGGCAAUUGGACCACCGUACCUGGUCACGCGCCACAAGCGCAAUCACAAUGGCAAAUCGCAUCUUGGGCAUGGUCAUCAUCAUCAUCAGAACGAGGGUCUGGACGCCGGCUCUUUUGGCCACAAGGGGCACAGCACACUCAGCUUCCGCAAUGCCGAGCGCAUGGAGCGUGGCUCCUGGCAUGCCAACACACGGGGCCUGCCCGCGCGUAGUCGACGCAAUGCUGCAGAGCCGAGGCCAGCCCAGCAGCAGGAGUCCCCGGAUCGUUUGCAGCAGGUUUUGGUUCUCAGCAGCUCCAACGAUACCAGCGUAGGUUUCAUAGCAACACGCAGUCGACGAGAUGUUCCCGGUUGUGUAACCAACUACAAUGCCCAGCGACAACUUUGGGUGGGCUGCACGGCACCCAACGUCAUCGAUGUGAGUCCACUGUGCAGCCUGGAUGGUGAGGAGGAGUACUCCUGUCACGGUUCUUGGAGCGAGAACAGUACGGUCUACAUUAUCGCCAGGCAUAAGGGCACAAAACAUGGCGUCUGUAUCAGCUACAGGCCCUCGGAGGGCAAUGCAGCUAAACUGGUCGUGGGCGAUGCCUGCUAUCGUGGCACUCAAAAGCCUCCCGAUCAUCAUCUGGUGGCCAAUCUAUCCUUUUUUGGUAAAUGUGGUGAGACGGGCUCCAGUGCCAGCUCUUCAGCUCAGUUGGCUAACUGGCUGCUGCUGCUGGCCAUGUUGACGUGGCCAGCGUUCCUGGGAUGUCACAACUUCUACAAUUUGAUAAAUGGGUUAGGCCAAGGAUCGGCACACUAACCCUACCGAUUCACAAUCUGAUGAAACAUGUAUACAAGACACACACUUAAGACUAAUUGUACAUUGCAUAUUGUAUAUGUAAGGCCUACGCGAACGUAAACAAUUCAGAAUAUCU
Messenger RNA from Drosophila hydei, 4803 nucleotides. RefSeq lists its product as uncharacterized. The transcript has 15 exons. Bases 1227 to 4688 code for a protein of 1153 amino acids. The record is from RefSeq and is a predicted model, not a curated record. Lineage: Eukaryota; Metazoa; Arthropoda; Insecta; Diptera; Drosophilidae.